Rotaria socialis is the source of this 990-nucleotide messenger RNA. The record is from the annotation of a GenBank genome assembly. Lineage: Eukaryota; Metazoa; Rotifera; Eurotatoria; Philodinida; Philodinidae.
AUGGAUGAAGUAAACGUACCAGGUGCACAAGCAUCAGACGUAAUUUUGCAAGAACAAUUGAAAACAGCUAAACAAGAAAUUCAAAGUUUAACUCAACAGCUUAACUGUCUUCUUGUAUUAACAAAAAAUGCUUGGCAUGGUGAUGAAACAGCUACUGCACACUUAGCUCGAGUUAUUGGGAUCAAUUCUGACGCUGAACCAAAUGCUUUUUUUGAAAGGAAACCACCAAUACGUUCAUCAACAAAAAAAACAGUAAAAAUUGCCGAUGAUGACGAAAUGGAAUCGAAACAAACGCAAAGUAUUGUGAGCUCAGUAAGUCAAGAAAAUCUAGAUGGUCAGCAAGUAAAUGUUCAAGUAGCUGUUCGAAAUACAUAUCUUCAACCAUUUUUGAAACAGAGUCAUAUUGAUCCAAUCAGAGGACAAAAUUCAAAACAAAUUUUCAACAAUAUGCUUCGCUAUCAUCAAAGUGAAAUGCAAAAACCACCGGCUAUUUUAAAUCGAAAUUCGCAAUCCAGCGUUCGACCUCGUGCAACAAAACAUCUUUAUCGGCCAGCAUCUGCUGAUCAUGUUGUACGUCAUCUUGGCAGUCCAAUCAGUCGUCCAAAACCUUAUUUUGUUUUUGCUGGACGGGAAUUUUUUCAACGAACAACUAAUCAUUCUCCAUUAUAUCAAAGAGCACUUAUCAAUUCAAGUGGAUCACGUCAAUCAGAGCAUUCUGAUAUUUCUGAUGAAUCCGAAGUUAUACCAUCGCCAACAACUGAACCAAUCAUUGCACGUCCACAAACAGCGAAAUCAAUUCCACAAGCAUCAACACUUCGUUUUUCAGCACGUUCGGCGAUGAGUCUCGCUCCUGCAAGAAUACCAUCUGCGCUUAGUAAUGGAUCCAAUACAAAAGGAAAACCAAUGAGUGAACGUGAACGACGUGAUGCAAUGCGACUUCAACGGCAACUUAAUUUACCUCGGCAAGGUUGGCUUAAUCAACAUUCUUGA